GACCUGGAUCCCGUUGUCCGCGCCUGGCAGGAAGAAGGCGACCGGUAUGCAUCCCAGUCAGUGGACUACAGAGUAGCAAUGAGCCUUGCUCGUGUUAUCCAGCAAGACAGACAAAACUUGGGGGCUUUCAGUGACGAAGAGAGCCGUGCUGCGACUGAUAGACUCCUUGCAAUUCGAUUUGCUCAGGAGGAGGUACAUCAACAGCCUGAACAAGCGCAGGGAGGACAGCCAGAUCAGCCACGUGGUAAAGCUUUCUCUUUCUUCAUCCAAGUUCUUGUCGUCAGUUGUGCUGACUUACAUGACCGCUGGAUAGUACGCCCUCAACCACCCACCCAACAGCCCCAGGCUACGUGCGUCGCUUGCACCGAAACUCUCCUCCAAACAGACGUAACCACCGCUCCUUGCUCCCACAUCUACUGCCGCGAUUGUACCAUCAAGCUCUUCGAAGACUCUCUCCGCGACGAGACUCUGUUUCCACCGCGCUGCUGUAGAACUGCCAUUCCUCUGCCACUUGUCCAACACUUCCUAAGCCCUGACAUCAGACGUGAAUUCGAAAACAAGACAGUCGAAUACAAUGAUGGAAACCGCACGUAUUGCUCCUCACCAAUCUGCUCGCGCUAUCUGCACCCGUUUCCCAAUCCGAGGGUAAACGGUAGGUACUGCGCGAGAUGUAAUCUCUGGACAUGCAUGCGGUGCAAGAAGAGCCACUAUCCCGAGAACGCUUGUCCGGAUGAGAAUGAAGGGAUGCUGCAGCUUGCAAAGAAAAGCGGUUGGAGACGGUGCUCUAGAUGCAAAAACAUGGUUGAGUUGAGGACUGGGUGCAACCAUAUUACCUGCCGUUGUCACCGCGAAUUUUGCUACGUUUGUGGUGCUAUCUGGAAGACCUGUACCUGUGAGCUGUGGGAUGAACGGCGACUUGUCGAGGCUGGUGAUCAGCAGGAGAUCCAUGGAUGCGACCACGAUGUCUGGAGACGCCGUAAGGGGGCUUAUAAUUGCGAAGAGUGCGAUCAUCGGCUGCGGUGGUUCAUCUACGAGUGUGAAAGAUGUGGGUUUAGGGCUUGUGUGACGUGUCGGUACAAUCGGUUGUAG
Aspergillus glaucus CBS 516.65 is the source of this 1089-nucleotide messenger RNA. RefSeq names its product Rcat domain-containing protein. Gene Ontology annotation, cellular component: ubiquitin ligase complex; cytoplasm. Gene Ontology annotation, biological process: ubiquitin-dependent protein catabolic process; positive regulation of proteasomal ubiquitin-dependent protein catabolic process; protein polyubiquitination. Gene Ontology annotation, molecular function: ubiquitin protein ligase activity; zinc ion binding; ubiquitin conjugating enzyme binding. The record is from RefSeq and is a predicted model, not a curated record. The transcript is spliced from 2 exons. NCBI's taxonomy places the organism in Eukaryota, Fungi, Ascomycota, Eurotiomycetes, Eurotiales, Aspergillaceae. The annotation marks the transcript as partial.